CCUCUGCUCUCGUACCGUGAGAACCUCGCUCGCUUCGUUGAGAAAACGUAGAACGUAUCGUAUUCGUAUCGCCCGUUGUAAUGGCUCGUACCAAGCAGACUGCUCGUAAAUCUACCGGUGGUAAGGCACCGCGUAAGCAGCUAGCCACGAAGGCAGCUCGGAAAAGCGCCCCAGCCACAGGAGGUGUGAAGAAGCCUCAUCGCUACCGACCGGGAACCGUUGCUCUGCGUGAAAUUCGUCGCUAUCAGAAGUCGACCGAAUUACUGAUCCGCAAGCUUCCGUUCCAGCGUUUGGUUCGCGAAAUUGCCCAAGACUUCAAAACCGACUUGCGCUUCCAAAGUUCCGCCGUUAUGGCACUGCAGGAGGCAAGCGAGGCAUAUUUGGUCGGCCUUUUCGAAGAUACCAACUUGUGUGCUAUUCACGCAAAACGCGUCACCAUUAUGCCAAAGGACAUCCAGCUAGCACGUCGUAUCCGAGGAGAACGCGCUUAAACGAGCCAUUUUUUUAAAAAUACAUACAAAAAAUUAACAUCGGUCCUUUUCAGGACCACUACUCCUAUUUCUG
Molecule: messenger RNA, 564 nt
Organism: Toxorhynchites rutilus septentrionalis
Lineage: Eukaryota; Metazoa; Arthropoda; Insecta; Diptera; Culicidae
Product: histone H3
Exons: 1
Coding region: 81-491 (136 amino acids)
Cellular component (GO): nucleosome
Molecular function (GO): DNA binding; structural constituent of chromatin; protein heterodimerization activity
Source: RefSeq, a predicted model, not a curated record